This is a messenger RNA of Seriola aureovittata, 4686 nucleotides long. It is a transcript of the gene srrm2, whose product is annotated as serine/arginine repetitive matrix 2. NCBI's taxonomy places the organism in Eukaryota, Metazoa, Chordata, Actinopteri, Carangiformes, Carangidae. The coding region runs from base 200 to 4216 and encodes 1338 amino acids. The transcript has 14 exons. The record is from RefSeq and is a predicted model, not a curated record.
UCGGUUUUCAUCUCGUUCCUCCUGUGGUUGGAGAUCAGACCAGCUAGCUGAAAGCUAUCUAGUUCUAUUUCUUUAUCAUUCACAGUUGUGAAUACACAGUUAUCAUAAGGUCAGUUUCAGCGUCUGAUUCUACGAGAUAUUUAUCGACAAAUUCUCUCAGACACCAUUUUCUCUCCGCUCCCGGAGAAAACACUGAGCCAUGUACAAUGGGAUUGGCCUGACAACUCCGCGGGGCAGUGGCACCAAUGGCUAUGUGCAGCGAAACCUGUCGAGCCUGCGGGUCAAACGGCCGCGGGAUGAGCGCGGUGGUGAGCGGGAUGAGAAGGACAGAGAGAGGCUGGAGAGUCAGCUCAAUAGGCAGCCCAAUGCUGACAUCUUGGAGCACCAACGGAAGAGGCAGUUGGAGGUCAAGUGUGCCGAGCUACAAGACAUGAUGGAGGAGCAAGGGUAUUCUGCUGAGGAGAUUGAGGAGAAGGUGAACAGUUUCCGCAUGAUGCUGCAGGAAAAGCAGGAGCCAGCCCCCGCCACCACUGAGAGACCAACGGUGACAGAGACUCAUGCCCUGGCUGCUGCCAACCAGCAGAAGAACGACCGUCUUCGUGCUGCUUUUGGUAUCGCCAGCGAUUAUGUGGAUGGAUCUUCCUUCCAUGCUGACCGCAAGGAGAGAGAGAAGGAGAAGAGAGAACAGGAACGUUUAGAGAGAGAGAGGCUGCAGCAGCAGAAAUAUACGUUGGUGGAAGAUUCAGACAGUUCAGAUUCUCCUCCAAAGAAACAUGGUCGGAAGAAGAAAAAGAAAAACAAGAACAGAGACAGCAGCUCAGAGAGUCCAUCCCCCUCUCCUCGCAGAGAGAAGAAGAAAUCCAGAAAGAAGAAAAAGAAACGUGAGGCAUCAGAGGAGACAGAGGAAGAAGAUAGUUCCUCAGAUGAGAAACAGAAGGUGUCAAAGAAGAAAAGGAAAAAUAGUGAAAGUACAAGUCCUCCAAAAGCAAAGGUGGCACGACACAGGAGCGUCUCCUCCAGCUCUGCUCGCAGCCAGUCUCCAGCUCCAGUGAGGUCACGUCAACCGGACCAAACUGCAAGAAAAGCUGAUGAUGGAAGGAGGGAGAGAUCGCCUGACAGGAGGAGACGGGGCUAUGAGGAGCACAGCCCACUCCGUCAGGGAGGUGACAUGAAGAGGUCCAAUCUUGAAAGAGAAAAAGAGCGACCAAGUGAGAAGGAGAAGACUGCCACUAAGAGGAGACAUGACUCCUCAUCCCCUUCUCCUCCACCACAGGUAGAAAAAAGCUGGGAGAGGGAGAAAGGGAGGAGAUCCAGAAGCAAACAGAAGGAGAGCGAGAAAGAGAUGCACUCCAGGAGCAGAGAGAUGCAGAAAAGUGGGCGUUCAAGGAGCAUAGAAAAUGAGAGGGAGAAGGGGAGGCGUUCAAGAAGCAAAGAAAAGGAGAGAGAGAGAGUAAGGCGCUCCAAAAGCAGAGAGAUGGAUAAAGGAAGGCGAUCCAGGAGCAGGGAAAUCGAGAGGGAGAGAGGGAGGCGUUCAAGGAGCAGAGACAUGGAGAAAGGGAGGCGUUCAAGGAGCAGAGACAUGGAGAAAGGGAGGCGUUCAAGAAGCAGAGAAAAGAAGGACAAAGGAAAGGAGACUGUUCCUCGGAGGACCAGACAUGACUCCUCCUCAUCUCCUUCUCCCCCUCCUCGUCCACCUAAACAGGACAUUAGGGGGGAAAGGAGCAGAGACACUGAGCAGGAAAAAGACAGGAAUAAACAGGAAAAAAAGACAAGACACGAUUCCUCAUCCCCCUCACCUCCUCCUCAAAAGGAGAGAGUGAGGAGGGAGAGGAGUGGAGAGAGGGAGCGCAGGGCUGAGAGAGAUCUACACUCAAGGGCGCCAAAUGAAAGGGACAACAGGAAAGACACUGGGAAGAGACAGGAGAGGGAGGUGUCUCCUCGCCAACAGAAAAAUGACAGGAGAAGGGAUGGUCACCCGUCUCGAGAUUCUCUGUCACCCGCCUCUCGCUCACCUGUCACCAAUGGGCGUCAAAGAGAAAGGGAGAAUGAGAGGAGAAGAGAGAAAGACAGAGAGAACACAAAGGAGAGGGACAGGCAUCUGAACAAGCAGGGGGAACAAAACAGAAUGCGAGGUCAAGAAGGAAGCAGAAACAGAGAUGAGGUCGUUCGAAUACCUGCAGAGAUUAGACAAGAUGGACCUGGACCUGCGGAGAAAGACGCAAGUGAAAGGCAGGAGAAGACGAGAAGCCCUCCAAGAAAGGACAAACGAGAUGAGAGGGUCAAACAGGCCGAGAAAAGAAAAGAGAGCAGCAGCAGCAGCAGUAGUAGUAGCAGUAGUAGCGGCAGCAGCAGUAGCAGCAGCGACAGUGACAGUGAUAGCUCCUCAUCCUCCUCUUCAUCUUCAUCUUCCUCUUCAUCCUCAUCCUCUGAAGAUGAGGGCAAGGUGAAGAAAGCUGGGUCAGCAGGAAGGGAAAAAGCUAGCCCUGUGAAAAAUGCACCAGCUGCCAUUGGAGCUGCAGUUCAAAGAUAUUUAGCCAAUGGGAGAAAGGAAAGCUCCGCCUCUGCAUCUGAGGGCGACGGACCCAGACGAUCCCAGAAGGAUAGAGAGGAUGGAGGAGACAAACGCGAUAGGGAAAGACCUACUCAAAGAGCUCCCGCAGAGAACUACCCGCCCCGAACAAAAGGUCAGGAACGAUACAGCCCCACACAAAUGGAUAGUCCCAGUCCACCACCUUCCCCACCCAACAGAGUGGACAACAGCAGAGGGAGCAACAGGUCUGAGGCCGAAGCAGAGAAAACAAGGUCGGAGGCGAAAGUUAGGGAAAGGGAUAGUGGGAGGGACAGGGACGCAGCCCGGAGGCCUGCGAGAUCUAGCCCCUCAGCCAGGAGGUCGCGAUCUCCCCCCCAGAAAACCACCACCACCUCCCCUGCCCGUCGCACUCCACCAAGGCAGUAUCAGGAACCCCCGUCCCGAUCCAGGAGAGCUUCUCCUCCUCCUCCUCCGGCCUGGUCAGAACGAGAGAGAGAGAGGCAGAGGGACAGGGACAGAGACAGAGACAGAGACAGAGAGAGAGACAGAGACAGAGAGAGGGAUAGGGAAAGGGAAAGGGAGAGAGAAAGAGAGAAGGACAGGGAGAGGGAGAGAGAGAAGGAGAGGGAGAGAGAGCGAGAGAGAGAGAGGGACAGAGAACGUGAGCGGAUUGCCAGAAGGAGCAGAUCCAGAUCCAGAAGUCCAAGGAGACGCAGCAGGUCCAGGUCUAGAAGCCCAAGGAGGCGAAGCCCCCCUAUCAGGUCCCGUCGCUCUCCGUCUCCACAGCGGCGAAGGAGAAGCAGUCGCUCCCUCUCCAGAGAAAGAGGGAGAGAAAGGGAACUUGAGAGGACCAGGCAGAGGGAGGUAGAACAAGAGAGGGAAAGGGAAAAGGAGCAUCCACACCCAAAAGAUGUUCCCCAAUCCGCCAGGUCCUCCUCAUCAUCUUCUUCUUCCAGCUCCUCCUCUUCUUCCUCAUCCUCACCUUCACCGCCACGAGAAAGGAAAGACAAACAACCCUUAGCAGAGAAAGACCAGAGAAGAGACCGAGGGGGCGAGAAGAAAGAGGACAGAGAGCAGAAAAGUCGUUCUUCUUCCUCUCAGGGCCCUUCCAGAGACUCAUCCCGUGCUCCACCCUCAGGUAGAAAAGGCUCCCAAUCAGAGUCCAGGCGCUCUGAUGUCACCUCCAGGAGGGCUCCGGCUAGCAGCCAACCAGACACCAAACCACCGUCACGGGGUCCAAGCAGGAAGCAAUCACCACCGGCAGCCCCUCAACUGACAGAGCAAACGGUCAGAAAUGAGAGCGCUGUGAAUGGCAAGGAGGCAAAUGCAAAAAAGAAAGCCAGCAGGAGCUCCAGCUCCUCUUCAUCCUCUUCAUCCUCCUCCUCUUCCUCAUCUUCGUCCUCCUCUUCAGACAGUUCUGACUCUGAGGUGGAGCAAGGAAAGGGGAAGACAACCAAAGCUCAAAGCUCUCCUUCAUCAUCAUCAUCCUCAUCUGAGGAUGAAAAGGAAACAAAGAACAAGAGCCCCGCCAGACCUCAGAGGGUGCCGGCUGAUUCUCUGAGAGAUUCUCGCUCGCUCAGUUAUUCUCCUCCAAGGUACAUGAGAGCAGCACCGUCCUCACCUGGCCGCAGGAGCGGCAGCAGGCAGUCACCAAGCCGCUCGUCAACCAGCAGACGAAGGAAAUGAGCUGACAACUCAGAGACGCCUCACUACUUCUUCUAUGUUGUUUCUCUGUUCGCCUCUGGCUGGUUUGAACUGGGCCACAACAUGGACUUCACAGCCAGCGGUCAGUAGAUACACAUCUGUGAAUGUCAGGGGACUCAUUUUCGUUCUGAGCCACCACACAGUAAUCACCAAUGUGUUUGUUUUUUUUAAGCAGCGAUGACCCAAGGCUGGCUUGUACAUUUAUUUUUAUGAGCUGAAUAAGAAACGUACACAUUCACACACAUAAACACAGCUGAGUAAAAUGUAACUCUAACAAUGUUCCUCUGUACUUGUACCGUUUAUUGCGUUCUACCUGUAGAUAUGAGCUGUCUGUAUUUUGGUUAUUAUCAUGUAACAGAUAUGCGAUUUCCAUGUAAUGUGAGCAGAAACUGAAAUGUGGUUAAUUUCUUUGUUGAAAAUGGGUAAUAAUAAUAAAAGGCAAUUGUACAUUU